Molecule: messenger RNA, 1085 nt
Organism: Tarenaya hassleriana
Lineage: Eukaryota; Viridiplantae; Streptophyta; Magnoliopsida; Brassicales; Cleomaceae
Product: auxin-responsive protein IAA1
Exons: 3
Coding region: 148-699 (183 amino acids)
Biological process (GO): regulation of DNA-templated transcription
Cellular component (GO): nucleus
Molecular function (GO): protein binding
Source: RefSeq, a predicted model, not a curated record
UCCAUUUCAUUUCCCACAAGCAAACUCCUUUCGCAUUUCAAGAAAGAAGAGGAAAAACAGGAUUGUAUCUUCAUCUAAACACAGAAACUAUCACGAAAAGGGGGCUACAGAUUCUUAUUCUGAGAAGAAAGAGAACUCGAUUCGACUAUGGCGUACGAGGAAGUUAACGGUCUUAACCUCAAGGACACGGAGCUGAGACUGGGAUUGCCCGGCACAGACGAAAACAGAGAGCGAGACGUUUCUUGCUUCACAAGCAACAAGAGACAGUUUCAGAGCAAAGACGAUCAAGAUCAAAACCAAGAAUCUGCACCUCCUACGAAAACCCAGAUCGUGGGUUGGCCGCCGGUGAGAUCUUACCGGAAGAACAACGUUCAGGUGAGGAAGAACGAGGAGAUUCAUGCCGGGAUCUACGUGAAAGUGAGCAUGGACGGUGCUCCUUACCUUCGAAAGAUCGAUCUCAAGAUGUACAAAAACUAUCCUGAUCUCCUCGCCGCCUUGGAGGACAUGUUCAAGUUCACCAUUGGUGAGUAUUCCGAAAGAGAAGGAUACAAAGGAUCUGGUUUCGUACCGACCUACGAAGACAAAGAUGGAGACUGGAUGCUUGUUGGAGAUGUCCCAUGGGACAUGUUCUCUUCGUCUUGUAAGAGACUGAGAAUUAUGAAAGGAUCUGAAGCAAGAGGACUAGGCCGCGGUCUCUGAGAUUCUUGCAAGAAACAUUUCACACGAACAAUGAUGAUGAAGAAGAAGAAGAACACAUUCAAGUUCAAGCUCAGGCCAACAGAUUCGUUUCUCAGUCCAAAGAGAACUCUUUCAAAGCCCUUGGAGUGGAUCUGUCGGAGAAAUGAUAGUGACCCUUUUGAUCGUGAUCGGCGAUGGCCGGAAAUUUCAUGUUCCGGCCGACGAGAUGGUUCUGAUUGUUCUCUUCUAUUAGCCCUUUUUUUCAGGAAUUUUCAAGAGUUUUUGUAAAAAAAAAGAAGAUUAUGUAUAAUAUUACAGACAGAUAUUGUAAAUGUAUACUUCAAAAACCUGUUUCUGUAAGAUCAGUUUUUCAUGUUCUUUGGCGAAUACAGAACCAUCAUACACAA